AGCCCUUCUUCCCCAAUACCGCGAACACCACCUGCAACCCACGCCACACGCUCCAACUUCCCACGCGCGCACCCAGCCAGCCAACACCAACAAACAACCCACCCACGCACCCCCAGACAAUUGAGCCCUCCUGUGCGACCUGUGCAGAGCAAGUCACUUGAAUGCCUCCGAAUCCUUUGAUAUGCGUGGCUGCUGUGCUAGCCCUAAUAGCCACAACCGCAGCCGCACAGAGCGUCCGCUCUUACUUCCCCCUCAAUGACAAGUUCAAGAACCUCGAUGGCGUGUGGACGGUGACCACUGACACGGAGACGGAGUUGCUUCUCUUUGGAGAAGGGCUCGGCGUCGGCGACGUGGUCACAUUCACGGAAUCCGCAACGAACUGCGUGGAGCGCUUUGACGCCUCUCCCAUUUCUUCCACCUCCCCUGAUGGCGUUGAAGCGCGUGUGACGGUGUCCCUAACCACAUCAAGUGACCUCUACUUUUGUCUUAACGGAACCCAUCAGGGCGAUGAUGUCUACAUCACCGCGGAGGCAACCGCAGCAGGCAUUCCCCUUCCCGUCUCUAUUGUGUUCCUGAUUGUGCUGCUGGGCCUGUCUGGUCUGUUCUCCGGCCUCAACCUUGGUCUCAUGUCCCUGGCGCCAAACGAGCUGGAGGUCAUCUCUGCCUCUGGAGAGGGCAAGGAACAGCAGCAUGCCCGCACCAUCCUGCCCCUGCGCCGCCGCGGCAACCUCCUCCUCUGCACCGUCCUCCUCGGCAACGUGCUCGUCAACUCCACCCUCGCCAUUUUCCUCGACGGCCUCUUUGGCGGCCUGGCCGGUGUCCUCGGCUCCACCGCGGGCAUUGUCAUCUUUGGCGAGAUUGUGCCCCAGUCCGUGUGCUCGCGCCACGCGCUUGCUGUCGGCGCGUAUACCAUCUGGCUGACCAAGUUCUUCAUGGUGGUCACGUUCCCCAUUGCGUAUCCAAUCAGCGUCGUCCUGGACAAGAUCCUCGGGGACGAGGUUGGCGCCGUGUACAUGCGCAAGCAGCUGCUGCACCUGCUGAAGAUGCAGGACCCGUACAACGACCUGGAGCGCGACGAACUCGACAUCAUCACGGGCGCCCUCACGUACAAGACCAAGACGGCGGCGGACGUCAUGACCAAGAUGGAGGACGUGUUCAUGCUCGACAUCAACUCCAUCCUCGACUUCAAGACGGUCUCGCGCAUCAUCGACGACGGACACAGCCGCAUCCCGACAUACCGCGGGGAGCGUGACAACAUUGUCGGCCUGCUGUAUGUCAAGGACUUGGCGUUUAUUGACCCGGACGACAAGACGCCGCUGGAGACGGUGAUCAAGUACUACAAGCACCCGAUUGAGGAGGUGUACACGACGACGGCCCUGGACGAGAUGCUCGACCUCUUCAAGAAGGGGCGCACCCACAUGGUCAUGGUCAUCCACAUCAACGCCGAGGAUCCUGACCGGGACCCCGUGCGAGAAGUGGUCGGCAUUGCCACGCUGGAGGACGUCAUUGAGGAAAUCAUCCAGGACGAAAUCAUCGACGAGACAGACCGAUACCUUGACAACAAGACCAAGGCCCUCGUGCGUCGCGAUGACCACAAGCCGUUUGCGCUCCCGCCAGCCGCCUUUGCCCGCGAGGAAACAAGCUUCCGCCUCUCCGAUAAUGUUGCGCUGGCCGUGUUCACGUACCUGGCAACUCAAUUUGAGGAAUUCAGCCCCAACAUCAUUGGCGGUGCUGUGCUGAAGCGGCUGCUUGGGCGGCCCGAGUGCGUGCGUCUGCUGCAGAAGGAGGAUCUGACCGAGGACGAGAUGUGGCUCUAUCGCGAGGGCGAGCCUGGAGACUUCUUCACCCUCGUCGUCGAAGGAAGCUUGACGGUGAUUGUGGGCAAGGAUCGGCUGCAGUUUGAGGCCGGCCCCUACCACGCCAUCUGCCUCUCCGCGCUCACACAGCCUGGCUUUGUGUGCGACUUCUCCGCCCGCAUCAAGACGAGCAAGGUCGUGCUCGUGUGCAUCCCGCGCAAGCUCUACCUCGACGCCGUCGCCGCAAGCAAGAUCACCAACCAGCGAGAGCAUCCUGAAGUGUUUGCGCUGGCGCAGCGCGCAGAGGCCGCGGCCCGCGAGCACCUCGCCCACGUCCACCAUGACGACGACGACGACGACGACGAUGACGGCAGCGGCAAUGCUGGGACCGCCCCAUCCCAGCAGCAGCCGAAUGGUGUUGUUGGCGAACCGUCGUCCGCCUCCGCCGCCAACAACGGGGCCGGUUACGAAGAACGCAGGCAGGAGUCGCCACCGUACGAGCCAACGGCAACGCCGCCGCAGUUUGCACCACCAACCAACGACUCUUCCUCAGCUAGGCUGUUAGACAACGACGACGACGACGCCCAUGGCCACGGCGAUAACGGUUUCAGCGUCGUGUAAUUGCACACCACCCUCCACAAGCACUCCCCACCAAUCGCUCCCCGACACCACACCAACCCAACACAUACACACACACACACACAUACACACACACACUCACUCACUCACUCAAACACACACACACACACCAUUUCCACACGAUGAACGUGUUUAUCCUUGUGUUUUUUGUGUCAUCCUAAAACGUUGCCAUGCUGUUUCCUUCUUGCUUGCCUUGUGUUCAUUCACUCCCACAUUGUAGUCGACCUCCCUUCCUUCCUCCUUGCUCUUGCCUCUCUUGCUUGGAUCAUGAACACAACACACGCACACACUCACACAUACAUGUGCACAAAACCACACCAACACAAACAUACCCAAAUCAAUGAGUACACAAUCAUCUUCGACAA
Messenger RNA from Salpingoeca rosetta, 2800 nucleotides. RefSeq names its product cyclin M2. Gene Ontology annotation, biological process: magnesium ion homeostasis; transport. Gene Ontology annotation, molecular function: transmembrane transporter activity. The record is from RefSeq and is a predicted model, not a curated record. The transcript has 12 exons. NCBI's taxonomy places the organism in Eukaryota, Choanoflagellata, Craspedida, Salpingoecidae. Gene Ontology annotation, cellular component: plasma membrane. Bases 162 to 2417 code for a protein of 751 amino acids.